Planococcus citri (citrus mealybug) is the source of this 2645-nucleotide messenger RNA. Its product is annotated as polyadenylate-binding protein 4-like. The transcript is spliced from 10 exons. The record is from RefSeq and is a predicted model, not a curated record. Lineage: Eukaryota; Metazoa; Arthropoda; Insecta; Hemiptera; Pseudococcidae. Gene Ontology annotation, molecular function: mRNA 3'-UTR binding; poly(A) binding; poly(U) RNA binding. Bases 379 to 2310 code for a protein of 643 amino acids. Gene Ontology annotation, cellular component: nucleus; cytosol; ribonucleoprotein complex.
AUAAAUUAAUUUCACGUUGGCCUUAAAAAAAAAACGUAGGGAUUGCACAACGUCUGCGCUUUGUACGUACGUUGUAAAACGUUUAUAAAAUUACAAAAAAAUAUCCCAAAAAAAUAGAAAAACCGUUAAAAAAAUAACAAAAAAAUCGUAAAAUAAUAAUUAUUAAAACAAAAACAAAGUUGUCGUUGUGUUAAGAUUUGUGAUUUGUGUGUCUGUGUAUUAUUUUUCGCGUUCGUCUUGUUGUGCCGUAGAGUUAUAUACCUCCAUCAUUCGUCGUGUGCAACGUGGUAAUCUGUAGAGUAAUCUUACACAUUAAUUUCUAAUCAUUUAUAUUAUCCCUGUCGAGACCCACACCUAAGGCACCGUACAAAAAUCAAAAUGAAUUCUGGACCAGGAGGACCUAAUUACCCAAUGGCUUCGUUAUACGUUGGUGACUUGCAUCCGGAUGUCACCGAAUCCAUGCUGUUUGAGAAGUUCUCCACCGCCGGACCUGUGUUAUCUAUACGAGUUUGCAGAGAUAUGAUAACACGUAGGUCGUUAGGCUACGCUUAUGUCAACUUCCAACAACCAGCCGAUGCUGAACGAGCUUUAGAUACGAUGAAUUUCGAUACAUUGAAACAAAAACCAAUCAGAAUCAUGUGGUCUCAACGAGAUCCAUCGCUGAGGAAAUCCGGCGUCGGAAACGUGUUCAUUAAAAAUCUAGAUAAGAGUAUCGAUAACAAAGCUAUGUACGACACGUUCUCAGCUUUUGGAAAUAUUUUAAGCUGCAAAGUAGCUCAAGACGAGCACGGGAAUUCCAAAGGUUACGGUUUCGUUCACUUUGAAACCGAAGAAGCUGCGAAUAAAGCUAUCGAAAAAGUCAACGGAAUGUUGCUAAAUGAGAAAAAAGUAUUCGUUGGCAGGUUCGCAUCGCGUAAAGAACGAGAGAAAGAAUUGGGCGAAAAAGCCAAAUUAUUUACCAACGUGUACGUGAAAAAUUUACCAGAAGAUGUCACCGAAGAUAAAUUAUACGAGAUGUUCGAGCCUUAUGGUCAAAUUACAAGUCACAGAGUGAUGUUCAAAGACGACGGAAAAUCGAGAGGUUUCGGCUUCGUAGCUUUCGAAGACCCGGAAGCAGCUGAAAAAGCUGUAGAAGAACUCGCUGGCAAAGAAAUCAACGAAGGAAAGCCUUUAUACGUCGGCAGAGCUCAAAAGAAAGCCGAAAGGCAACAAGAACUGCGAAGAAAAUUCGAGCAAUUGAAAAUGGAACGAUUGAAUCGUUACCAAGGCGUCAAUCUGUACGUGAAAAACUUGGACGACAGCAUCGACGACGAACGACUAAGAAAGGAAUUCACGCCGUUCGGAACCAUUACAAGUGCCAAGGUCAUGCUGGAAGAAGGCCGCAGCAAAGGUUUCGGUUUCGUUUGCUUCUCGAAUCCGGAAGAAGCGACCAAAGCGGUGACCGAGAUGAACGGUCGCAUCGUCGGCAUCAAACCGCUAUACGUUGCAUUGGCUCAACGUAAGGAGGAUCGCAAGGCCCAUCUUACCUCGCAGCACAUGCAGCGUAUAGCCAACAUGCGUAUGCAACAAAUGGGUCAGAUCUUCCCGACCGCCAACGCCGGAGGAUACUUUUUGCCCACGUUGCAACCGCAGCCGCAACGGUUCUUCGGUCCGACACAAAUGGCGCAGAUUAGACCGCAGCCGAGAUGGCCGGCGCAAGCUCAAGUCAGACCUUCGGCUCAGGCUCCAGGUUACACGAGUAUGCAAGCAGCCCAAUUCAGAACCCAGCCCAGAGUACCGACCACCGUCUCUUCGCAAAACCUUCGCAAUACGGUCAGCGCUCGUACUCUCAACGCUCAACCGGUACCGGGAGCUCGUAUACCGCAAAUGGCCCAAGCUGUAUUGGCUGUGUCUUCGGCCAACACAGCCAACGCUUCCAACAGACAGCAACCCUUCAAGUACACGUCUUCGGUGCGCAAUCCACCCCAGACCGUGUCCGCUGCCCAGCAGCAGCAAAACGUUCAGCAACCAGCUGUCCACGUCCAAGGACAAGAGCCUCUUACCGCCACCAUGCUGGCAGCUGCCGAUAUCGGCGAACAGAAGCAAAUGCUGGGCGAACGUUUGUUCCCACUUAUCCAAAGCAUGUACAGCGAUCUUGCUGGCAAGAUUACUGGUAUGUUGUUAGAAAUCGACAACUCCGAUUUGCUGCACAUGUUGGAACAUCACGAGAGCUUGAAAGCCAAGGUCGAAGAAGCCGUAGCUGUAUUACAAGCUCACCAAGCCAAACAGGCUUCUCAAAUAAAAAGCACUCAAAUCACCGCCGGAGAAUAAAUAAUUCUACGGUUGAAGUCGUCGCCGAAUGUUCUAAAAUAAUCAGAUACCGUAUUUUGAACCGUUUUUGUUUACUAUUCAUAGUUCAGUAUUGAAAGUAAUAAUACCUAUUAAAACAUGUAUUAAUUAUUAGGCCGUUAUUAAUAUAACAACACGUUUGUCUCUGUUCGAUAUUUAUUAAUUUUUUUUUCCUUUCUCAGUUUAUAAUUAUGUAUUGUCAGGUUACUUUACACUUUGUUUUUUUUUCUCUUCUCAAUUUUUGUUCCGAAAUGUUGAUAAUUUUUUGUAUGAGUCCCAAUUUUUUGAAAUACAUGUAAUGUCGUUCUUUACAAAAA